GCUCAUUAAAGGGCUUUUCUCGUGUCAAAGAAUCUGAUUGUUCUGUAGUAAGUGGGUGUGUGUCACUUGACAUAAAUACCACGAGGGAGUUCAUUCUGACGUAAACUAGUGAGGGAAUCUCAUCACACAUCUGUCCUCGUAACUCUUAUUGAUCGUUGCGUCACUGAAAGAAAUGUCUCUCCGUGGGACUCUCGCGCUCCUGCUGUUCCUCGCGUGUCUUUCCCAGCUCAUCUUCACCGCUGAAAGCUUUAGGGGUGCAAGGAGGAAAGGGGGGAGGCCGGUGAGCCGAGGUGAUGAUAACAUUUCCGUGCGGAAAGGAAAGUUCGCGACCAAGGACAAAGCGCGGUGCUCGUGGGCGGCGCGCGGGGAGGACGGGUACACCAUGACCGUUACAUGCAAGCCUGCAGACGGGGAUGAAUUCGCCUGUCAGUACACUGCCAGGCCCGCGACGUGCACCGAAUACGGGUCGAAUCCCGAGGGCUAUUGGAAACAGAUCGCCAGAUCGGUUAAAAAGCAGAAGAAACUCUGCGCGGAUCCGCGCUCGAUGAUCCGAGCGGGCAUGUGCAGGCGCGCGCCGCCGGAUGCGCAUUUCAAACUCACCGAAACGAGGCGAGUUAAACCUCCCAGCACAGAGAAGACGCCGACAGCGACGAACGCGACGCCUCUAGAAAGUAAGCGCCAGUGCACGGGACGCGCUGACCACAGCGAGGUGGCGAAAGAGAAGUGCGGAGAGUCCUGGGCGAGCCUUUGCGCGUUCCUCUUCACCGUGAUCCAGAGCGGGGACUGCUGAGCGCGCGCUUGAGGGCACUGUUAUAGCCUACUACUGAUUGUUUUGUAAAGGUGUAAAACCUCGCGUUUUUUUAUUAUAAACAAUAUGCACUGUAUUGAUUCUGACAAUUGGAAAGGUGAGUCGAGAAGCGCUUGUUCCCAUCACUUGUAUAGUGGCACUAAAUUGAUCCUUCACACAUUUAGGACUACGGUUUUUAAUGAUGACAUUCAAUCGAAUUACAGUGAUAUGUCUAUUUAUAUCAUGUUAAAUAUUACAUUUGUAUUUAUAUUUAUUAAAUGGGAAUUUCGAGGGAUGUACGGAAAGUAAAUAAUUUAGAUAUUUGAAGUUAUUUUUUAUUUUUAUUUAAAUAGACGACCAGUCCCAGUGGCUUUUUGUUGUUACUUUUAUGAUCAUUGACUGUAAACCAGUUGUUUUAUAUCUUUCAGUGAAUUUGAUUUUAUCAAGGGGCAAGAGAAGCCCUUUAAAUGUGUAACAUUGUGCUUCAACAGUUACAUUCGCAAAUAUAUGUACAUUUAUUUUUCAUAAAAAUAAAUUGGAUGACGCUGGAUGAUCACCUUCAUCAUCUCGUUUUAAUACUCAGAUGUUGUUACACAGCAAAUGUACAUUAUUUUUGUCAGUCUACUGUAAAAUACAAGACUCACUGCAUUGUAACUGUAUUUAUGACAUGCAAAAUAAAUAUUUUUAUGUA
Puntigrus tetrazona (Sumatra barb) is the source of this 1478-nucleotide messenger RNA. It is a transcript of the gene fgfbp1b, whose product is annotated as fibroblast growth factor binding protein 1b. Gene Ontology annotation, biological process: cell-cell signaling. The record is from RefSeq and is a predicted model, not a curated record. The transcript is spliced from 2 exons. Gene Ontology annotation, molecular function: growth factor binding. Bases 173 to 790 code for a protein of 205 amino acids. NCBI's taxonomy places the organism in Eukaryota, Metazoa, Chordata, Actinopteri, Cypriniformes, Cyprinidae.